AUGCGAUGUCAACGCCUCCUGAUGCGCCUGCUCACGUACAAUCCAGCCGCCGUGUAUGUCCCUGGCAAAGAGCUAGUUGUUGCCGAUGCUCUAUCUCGUCCUCCGCUCGCCUGUGACGACACGCCUAGUCUCCAAGACGAGAUCAGCAUCAACCUCACAUCUUACAUCGCUGAGAUCGUGUCGGAUAUUAAAGCCCGUGACAUUGCUGACGCCACCACACAAGAUGAGACGCUCAAGCAAGUCCUCCACUUUGUCCAACACGGAUGGCCGUGCAACCCACGUGAUGUCGACGACACUGUGCGCCCAUACUUCCAUGAACGCCAGUUACUGUCCUGUGAGCAAGGUGUGCUGUACCAUGGUUUCCGCAUUGUCAUGCCACCCUCUCUGCAGCCUGAGAUGCUCGAGAAGCUCCACGAGGGACAUCAAGGUGCAACGAAGUGCAAGUCUCGCGCCCGCCAUUCCAUUUGGUGGCCAGGCUUGUCAAGGCAAAUCGACACGAUGGUCGCUACGUGUGAAGUGUGCACCAAACACCGCGUCCAGUCGACCGAACCACUGCAACCCGUCCAACGCCCAACACUGCCGUGGCACACGGUUGGUGCAGAUCUGAUGGAAUUCAACGGCACAACUUACCUCGUCAUUGUUGACUAUCUCUCGCGUUACCUCGAUGUCGUACCGCUGACUGCCACAACCUCGAUUGCUGUCAUCAAGCAUUUGCACCGCAUCUGUGCCGAGCAUGGUUUCCCGUCCACCUUGGUUACAGACAACGGUCCUCAGUUUGCCAGCGAAGCGUUUACUGAGUUCUGCACAGCAAACGACAUCACCCAUCGCACUUCCAGUCCACGGUAUCCUCAGUCGAAUGGCGAAGCGGAACGUGCAGUUCGCACCGCCAAAAAUCUCCUGCGGAAGGCCGAAAGCCUGCAAGAUGCACUCUUGGCUUACCGCACGACACCGCUGAGCAACGGCUAUGCCCCAUGUCAGCUAUUGUAUGGCCGCCAGCUCCGUACCGGUCUACCUGCAACGACUGAGCAGCUGGAACCGAAAUGGCCAGAUCUCCCUAGUAUUCUGGAAUCGGAAACUCAGUCCCAGGAACAGCAGAAGUUGCACUACGACCAACGGCAUGCAGCUAAGCCUCUCGCGACUCUACAGCUUCAUGACCAUGUAUUCAUCACCGAUCUCGAACGGGAGGGCAAGAUAGUAGAGCAAGUGUCCAAUCGUUCUUACCUCGUUGAGUCUGGUCACUCUACUGUUCGCCGCAAUCGUCGUCACUUGAUCCGACUGCCACUGCCAGAAGCAGAGAAGCCGACAGUCGAGGUUGAGUACGGUGGCCCAGCAGCUGAUCCAGUCCGUCGCUCUGCUAGAGCUCCUCAGCCUGUCAACCGCCUCAUUGAAUCAUGCUAA
Messenger RNA from Sycon ciliatum, 1398 nucleotides. RefSeq lists its product as uncharacterized. Gene Ontology annotation, molecular function: nucleic acid binding. Bases 1 to 1398 code for a protein of 465 amino acids. The record is from RefSeq and is a predicted model, not a curated record. Lineage: Eukaryota; Metazoa; Porifera; Calcarea; Leucosolenida; Sycettidae. Gene Ontology annotation, biological process: DNA integration. The transcript has a single exon.